Molecule: messenger RNA, 1652 nt
Organism: Cryptomeria japonica (Japanese cedar)
Lineage: Eukaryota; Viridiplantae; Streptophyta; Pinopsida; Cupressales; Cupressaceae
Product: serine/threonine-protein kinase VIK
Exons: 12
Coding region: 295-1521 (408 amino acids)
Biological process (GO): protein phosphorylation
Molecular function (GO): ATP binding; protein binding; protein kinase activity
Source: RefSeq, a predicted model, not a curated record
UAUUUAAAUUCGGAAUUCAAACCCUUCGCAGAUAUAAAUAAAAACGAGCGGUCGAUUUGUGCUAAGAUUGAAUUGGGUUUUGAAUCUGAAAUCACCUCCAAAAAAUGGCCCAUCCUAGUAUGGAAAGGACAAAGAAAACGAAUGAAACAAAAUGUCUCGGAUUCUCCCACAAGAUUACUUGUCUCUUCAAUUCAAUGAAGCAAUUUCCAAAAUGCGUACAAUCUGAAUUAGCAUUUACAUUAAUUGUUUUGAACAGUAGAACUUUGAGGACUGAUAGAUUUCAUAGCUUCAUCAAUGGCAAUGUCUCAAUCCGUUCAGAAACCACAUUACAUGUCUGAUAGUGUGGAUCCUUCAUAUCAACUCCUGUUCUAUGCCAGUCAUGGAAAUGUGGAUGGCUUGAUUGAAGAACUGAAGGGUGGAGUUUCCCCAAAUUUAGCUGAUUACGACAAGAGAACAGCUCUCCAUUUAGCAUCUUGUGAAGGACAUACUGAUAUUGUCAAGAUCCUUCUAGAGCACAAGGCUAAUGUCAAUUUUGUGGAUCGCUGGGGAAGCACUCCACUUUCAAAUGCUCGCCGAUGUAACCACAAGGACAUUUGCGAUAUUCUUAAAGCAAGAGGGGGUUUAGAAUCGUACCAAAAUGAAAUUGACCUUAAUGAGGUGGACUUGAAGAAUUGGAAACUCAUUGGCGAAGGUUCUUAUGGAGAAAUUUAUUUGGUGAAGUGGCGUGGUGUUGAUGUUGCUGCAAAAACCAUUCGAGCCUCUAUUGCUUCUAAACCCAAGAUAAGGUCUAACUUUAGAAAGGAGCUUGAUCUAUGGCAAACUCUACGUCAUCCAAACAUUGUGCAAUUUUUCGGUGUGGUGAAUGACAAUGACCGCCUGAUUUUUCUCACCGAGUAUCUCCCCAAUGGGAACUUGGAUGAUGUUUUGAAGAGAAAAGGGAGACUCGAUGCACAUACUGCAGUGAAAUAUGCUCUCGACAUUGCCAGAGGGAUGAAUUAUCUUCAUCAACAUAAACCAACACCAAUCAUACACCGCGAUUUGACACCAAGGAAUGUUUUGCAGGAUGAGGAAGGGCAUUUGAAAGUUACUGAUUUUGGGUUGAGCAGGAUAGUUCAAGAUAAGAAUGUUGCAGAGCCUGUUAAAAUGACUGGCGGGACAGGCUCAUAUCGAUACAUGGCUCCUGAGAUUUAUCGUGAAGAAAAUUAUGACAAGAGUAUAGAUGUCUUCUCUUUUGCUUUCAUAGUGCAAGAGAUGUUUGAGGGAGGACCUUCAAAUAGAUAUGAACAUCCCCAAGUAUUAGCAGAAAGGCGUGCAAACGAGAAUCAUAGACCAGCACUCAUGGCAUCUUACUAUACUAAAGAAAUUAAAGAGCUACUUCGGAAAUGCUGGGAUAAGGAUCCUAGCAAGAGACCACCAUUUGAGGCAAUUAUCAAUGAACUAGAGAUGAUGGAAGUACAAAUACGGAAGUCAAAAAAAAAGAUGCAUCCUCAAUAUUGGCUUAACAAUUGUUGUGUAAUGUAAAGAAUAUAUAAACGAUCCAUUCUAACAAAAAGUUGACGAUUGACUUUGAGCUAGAAUGCUUUCCUAUGUAUAUAAGACAAUAAAUGCAGAGCAAAAAGUUAAUAUAUUUAACACUUAGUUUAUAUUAAAUA